AUGGCUAGAGGAAAUUCCACCAUCCCCAUCUGUUUCUUCAAGAUUAUUCUUCAAACCAAUCUACAAACUAUUAAAAUACCAAAUAAAUUUACAAGGAUUCACGGAGCUGGUCUCCCAAAUCCAGUGAUGAUGAAUCCUCCUGAUGGCACUAAAUGGAAAGUGUUUUGGAAAAACAUCAAUGGUGAGAUUUGGUUUCAAAAGGGUUGGAAUGUUUUUACUAAAAACUACUCUCUACAACAUGGUUGUUUGGUAGUGUUUAAAUAUAAAGGAAGUUCAGAGUUAGAUGUAAUCAUACUUGACCAACAUGCAGUAGAAAUCGACUAUGAUUCUUCAUGUGACAUUCUUGUUGAAACUGACAAUGUUGAUGAUAGUGAUGAUGAAUCAGUUGAGAUUUUGAAUGAAUGGCUUAAUAAGAAGAAGGCUAGACCGAAGUCACCAUUAGUUUCUCCUAGACCGCAUAAGAAAGUUAGAGGUGAGAUUAAGGAGACUAGUGAAAGAACUACAUCAUUGAAUUCUCCAAGAGAAAAUAGAGCUGAGGAAGUAGCUGCAAGAUUCAUCACAAACAAUCCCUUUUUCACUAUUCUCAUAAAACCUAAUCAUCUGACUGAAUAUCUGCUGAGUGUACCAAAUCUCGAAGGAAUUAUUGAGAAUAAAGAAAGGUAUGUGAUUCUGAAGAAUGAGAAAUCUUCGUGGAAUGUGAAAUUGCUUUGUUCUAAGAAGAAUUCAAACAAACGCUUCCUAUCGGCUGGUUGGUCCUUAUUUGCACGGGAAACUGGACUGCAAUCAGGAGAUGUUUGUGUCUUUGAACUGAUGAACAAAGAGGAUUUAGUUUUUAAAGUUCAUGUUUUCUGA
Messenger RNA from Vicia villosa (hairy vetch), 852 nucleotides. Its product is annotated as B3 domain-containing transcription factor VRN1-like. The transcript is spliced from 4 exons. Bases 1 to 852 code for a protein of 283 amino acids. NCBI's taxonomy places the organism in Eukaryota, Viridiplantae, Streptophyta, Magnoliopsida, Fabales, Fabaceae. Gene Ontology annotation, molecular function: DNA binding. The record is from RefSeq and is a predicted model, not a curated record.